AUUACAAUGAAACAGAGCCUACAGCUGGUCUGAGCUGUUUUGGGGCACAUCAGUACACAGAACAAGACAUUUUAGGAGAGGCUGAGCCACGCGUCACACACCAUCACAUGUGUGUGUUACUACAUGAAGGCAGCUGCUACGCACUUGGAGACACACGGAAAGACGCAGAGGCAUGAUGUGACACUCGGCCACGCGUAAUUUGCGCAUUUGGAAAGCGGUGCGCACGGUAGAUGCACCGCUGUGUGUGUGAUGAUUUUACUGUUUCUGGACGCCCGAUGUUGUUGGAGUGACUCCAGGGAUGCUGCGGCUUGUCUGGCUGCCGGAGUGCCUCCGUGCAACAAGGGACUGCGCCCCCCACAUCUGCUGAACAGGAGAGGCGCAUCAGCCGUUUCUGACCAUUUAUGAUUUGACUCUCACCGGGGGAAUAACCCGGUAUGGAUCACUCCUGGGACAUUUAAGCAUCUCCUGCGGUGAUAUCGCUCUCUGCUGGGGCUGUGGUGUGCAGACUGUCCCUCUUCCUCAGGCUUCAAGAUGGGGAAUAGUUUCUCCAAUUUGGGUGCCUUCCAGUCCCUGCACAUAGUCAUGCUCGGCUUGGACUCUGCCGGCAAAACCACUGUCCUGUACCGGCUUAAAUUUAACGAGUUCGUCAACACGGUACCCACCAUCGGCUUCAACACGGAGAAGAUCCGGCUGGGCGGUGCGGGGGCCUCCAGGGGCAUCAGCUGCCACUUCUGGGACGUCGGGGGCCAGGAGAAGCUACGGCCCCUGUGGAAGCCCUACAGCCGCUGCACGGACGGAAUCGUGUACGUGGUGGACUCGGUAGACGCUGAGAGGCUGGAGGAGGCCCGGACCGAGCUGCACAAGAUCACCCGGUUCUCGGAGAACCAGGGGACCCCGCUGCUGGUCAUCGCCAACAAGCAGGACCUGCCCCGGGCGCUGGAUGUCGGGGAGAUCGAGAGGCAGCUGGCCCUUGCUGAGCUGAGCCCCUCCACCCCGUACCACGUCCAGCCGGCCUGCGCCAUCAUAGGAGAGGGUCUGGAUGAGGGCAUGGACAAGCUGUAUGAGAUGAUAGUGAAGAGGAGGAAGUCACUGAAGCAGAAGAAGAAGAGGCAGUGAUGAUUUAGAAAUAUUACAGGAUGAUACACAGCAGAUAAAAACACCAGGAAGCAUAAAUAUCAUUAUUGAUCACCACAGAGACAUUACAAGUCUCCAUAUAUAACGGGAAUAUAUUUAUACUGAUGCUACAUGAGCUGAAAAUAUUGUCACUCUUCAGGUUUGAAUGUUAUAGAGGGACAUAAUGAAGGCAAACCUGCCUAAACUCAAUUUACCAACAUUUUUAUUUGCAGAAAACAACUAGAUCAUCUGAUAAUAUAAAUAUGAAUGACAAUAAGUACAACAAAACAAUCAUAAUAAUCUCAUUUAUGGGAAAAAAAACAAGAUGUCUUGCCUUUAUCAGCUGUUUUAACCCUCUUUACAGGCAGAUUAAACUCCCUCUGAGUGAGUCCCUGGUGUAGGCGUAUUAAUAGGACUGUUUCAUUAGGGAUGUCUACGUUGUGGCGGAGAUGUUUUAUAAAGUGUAUUGAUCUACUGGCAGAGCUCCCUGUUGCUGCCGUGUUGUGCUGUGCACAGACUGUUGUAAAUGUGAUUAGGGAUGCACUGAUGCACAGGCUGGUGUUUAGAGCUGUGAGAUGGUGUUACACCAAAGAUGAUUCCCCUGAGAAGACAAACCUCUCCAUCUCUUCCAUCCUCCAUUGUUUUGUUAUUUACAACUAAGGUGAAAAUGUAGGCUAAAUCUGACAUGAUUGGUUGAGAUAAGGCUGAGACUACAACUUUGUUAAGGUUCUGGGUGAUCAGUCUAAAUAGUCAAGAGUUAACUAAUGAGGUCACCGGAGCCUCGCCGUUUUUCCAGGAUACAGUUUUUGUAGCUUUGUGGCUCAACAAAGCAGAUGGGGGAUAAAAAGGGCUCAUAGUUUGUUGCUUCUAAGUAAAGACAAUAAUAAGCUGCCAAUAAGUGUGGAAUUGAUACUGUCAUCAAGCAGUUUUAGAAAGAAUUGCAGUGGUUUAAGAUUAUGAAAUGCACCCAUUGACUCUAUGCUUAUUUUGCACUUUGAGAAAUUUUCUGAGUGGUGUGUCUUGACACGAGAAACCACCUUUGAUUAAACUUCCUCCGGAAGCCAUAUUGGAGGGCUGAGCUCUGUGAAUAGCGGAUUUUGUGUCCACAGAUCUCAGGAGGUGAUUGAUUUUGACUGUUCACCAUGGAUCUACAGCACACUUAUUUUUUUUUAUCUUUACAUGUACAUGUAGCUCUCUGUUUUUAGCUUGGGUCCAGAGUUACCACCUUUCUUCCAAGAACAGUAACAACUAGUUGCUAAAUAAGUUGCCAGUGGACACCAUGUGUUUGUUGCUGCAUAAACUUGAGCUUACAGUUCUCCAUUUGCAGUGAUUUACUGCCAUAUCGUUGAGCGCGUUAUCAAUUAUCCAGUGGAAAAAAAUCAUUUAUUGUUUCCGCUUUCAGGCACUGGGAUAUCAAAACACAGGUAAAUGUAGCAGUGGCUGUUUAUAUAAUUUGUGCACCAGAUUGCCAAAUUACCAUUACCAAACUGCCAUCAUGCAUUGCACAGUUCUUCCUGAAAACUUUCAACAAAACACUACGUAGUCGUCAACAUAGAGUGAUGUUGGGCACAAGACUUGGACAAAAUCAGAUCAGCAUCCUCACGGUUCUCCAAAAUAAAUAGUAGUUUUGUUAUCAGCUGUUCCUCAGAGUUGUUGAGAAAGCGUUAGGCAUCCCACAUGGUGUUGACCUGCUGGCAGUGACAGGACAGAGAGACGAGGAGCAAAGUGUCUUCCUUAAACAAUGAUGUAGUCUAACAAACCGACAGGCUGGAACCUGUUAAGCUGUUCCUACAAAUGACUUUCCUCUUAUUGAAGGAUAUUUACUCAUAAAUGUUUCCUCCAGUUGAAUGAUAAACCAAAAUAUGAUGUGUGGGGGAGUUUUUCUAAUAAAAUUAUUUCCCCUUAGAACAGAUUAAGUACCAACCCAAUGUUAACACAAUGUUCCACCCACAUGAUUGACAGCUUGCAGAAUAAGUCCUAAAAAGUCACUGAAAUUAGCAUUUUGUCCUACAGGACUGUUGAAUGUCUCACACGGACUGUUGUCUAAUGCCGCGUUCACGUCUAAACAGAAGAAGAAACAAGGUUACAUUUAGAUGCUGCAGCUCGAUGAAAACAAAAUAAUCAAACUUUAUGUGUUUUAAAUGAUAAAAUGGAGCAUGUUGUAAAACUGAUUGUGUUUUGAAGGUAAUUUGAUCAUCAUUUAAAAUCUUUGCAACAUAAAUCUGACGUGAACGUGGCAUCCUUUCCUCUGCAGCAUUCAGUUGAGCUGUGUUCAACACUGCAUGACAGCCGUUACUUCAGACAAUGUAAAUUAUACAGUGUAGUGUUACAGCCAAGAUACAGCAAGA
Molecule: messenger RNA, 3461 nt
Organism: Micropterus dolomieu (smallmouth bass)
Lineage: Eukaryota; Metazoa; Chordata; Actinopteri; Centrarchiformes; Centrarchidae
Product: ADP-ribosylation factor-like protein 4C
Exons: 3
Coding region: 532-1116 (194 amino acids)
Biological process (GO): intracellular protein transport; endocytic recycling
Cellular component (GO): cytoplasm
Molecular function (GO): GTPase activity; GTP binding
Source: RefSeq, a predicted model, not a curated record